CUGGUCUAUAAAACGAUUAACAAGCAUUGAAUUUUUUUUAAAUACCAACCAUUAAAAAACGUCCCUUGCUAUAGCUAUGGCUAUUUCGAGGCCUCUUAUCCAACACAUAUCAGCCAACGAAUUUUUGAAGUUCCGCAGCAGAAAAUCUAAUGAAACGACUCUGAGUUUUCUUGAAGCUUCUCAAAUUUACAAUCACUACGUUAUUCAGGUUUCAGACUCUGCCAGUGUGUUCAGACUGACUGGUGGGCAAAUCGAAGAGGGUCAAGGUCACCUCGGGUCACCGUAUGAACAUGACCUGGUGCAGUUCAUUUUGGGCGAGGCGCCUGAUAAAACAGACAUCGAUGCAUUCGCUCAAUUCAGUGCCAAGUUGUUCAAUAAAGGUCAAAUGCUCGACAAAACGAACGUAGUCAGCAUCCUCCCAGUACAUAAUACAUUCAUGCGACAGUUCCUCGGCACCCGAGUCAAGGAUUACGACUAUGAGAUCAUUUUCGAACACUACGACAAACGAGGCUUCGGAGAAUUACGACCAGACGAAAUCUCUGAUCUCGCACGAGACCUGUUGGCGAAAAACUGCGAGACUGAAGACGAGAGAAAAAGACAAGAGGAUGUUAUAAAGAGAUACACUAAAACUCUGAUGCAUAUUAUGGAUAAAACUAGAAGUGGAUAUGCUAAUAGGCUGGAUUUGAAACGAUUUCUAAAACUGUACCUGAAACUCUCAUAA
Messenger RNA from Symsagittifera roscoffensis, 721 nucleotides. RefSeq lists its product as uncharacterized. The transcript has 3 exons. The record is from RefSeq and is a predicted model, not a curated record. NCBI's taxonomy places the organism in Eukaryota, Metazoa, Xenacoelomorpha, Acoela, Convolutidae. Bases 77 to 721 code for a protein of 214 amino acids.